GUGUCAGUGGUACAAACCUGUAUGUCCAAUCCCUGCAAGUGGAAUAACCCAACACUGGUCCAGCAUACCAUUAACUCCCUCUCCAUUUUUCUCACUCUAUCACCGUUGUCUCUCUCGCUCCGCCAUCAGCUAACAGAAUUUUUCAUUUACUUCAUUAAUCUUAACACGUUGCCGGAUAUGUAUAGUUAAGGGAAAAAAGGAGAGGACAAAUUUUAUGUUACAUAAAAAAUGUAACAGAAUGUGGAAUGAUAUUUUGAGAUUGCUAUAAUAGAAACUUUCCCGCAUUUACUACUAGAUGGAGCACAGGAAGUUAAAAUUCUCGCUAGUGCUCGUCUGAAUAUCCAUCACCACAUGUAGAAUUUGUGAAAGGAUUUUAAUUGCUUUCAACUAUUUAAAAAAGCUACGAAUAUGAACGUGUAAAGGAAUAGUAUAGAAUGAGAAUUCAUAGUUUCAUGAGGAACACAGUGUAUGCGUGUUAAAUGAUGUAUCGUUGGAACUGGAGCCCAGGUACUCGGAGUCAGUCAAAAAUCUCCCUUACAAAACCGAUGAUAUUCCUCCUCGUUCCUGCGUAACGCGCAAUAAACGUUUGAAUAGAUGAAUACGAAUGUUCGUCGCGGCGCACACUUUUGACGGUGUAUUUGCCCGAGCAUCGAUCUACACCGGAGAAGUAAAUCCUUUCGCAAGGCUCUGUAAAUUGGGAACACGAUUGCCGAGGGAAACAAAGUUGCCGGCUGUUCGAUGAGGAGGAAAUCAAAGCGGCGAAGAUAAAUAAAUUAAGAAAUAAGUGGUUGCACCGUCAAAGAGCAAAUAAAUUAUUCGCUACGGGAUACAACGCGUGAAGGGAUUUUUAAGAUGAUUCUUGACACUCGACGGAAGUUGUGCAACUUGGUUCCCGCUGGAAGCAUGAUUCUAAUGCUCAUUAAGAUUCAGGGUUGCGCUGAAAAUAGCAUCAAGAUCGCGAAUAAGAGAAACCGUGGCAAGGACAGAGUUCUCUGAGCCAUGCACAAGUUCGUUUCAAAAUAAGCUCGAGCCCUUUAAGCGUUAAAGCUCUGCGUUUGCAACGCGAUCGAUCGGUGCUCUCACCAGUUGGAAAGAGAUCUCCCGCGUCUUUUACGAAGUUGAUGCGUGCUAAGGAACUUGUUCCACGAUAGUUCACAGGAACCUCGAUCCUCGGCUAAUUAUCAGGCUACCAGCUAUCUAUUGUAUCAUCUGCUUUGUAUAUCAACGAGCUCAUCGUUCCUGAGUUCGAUUGAUUGGAAAACUGCUGGCUUCGUCCUUUUCUUUCCUCUUUUUGCUCUUACCGAGCCUCGUGUUCGUAACACGAGAGAAGAAGGUAGCUUCUUAUGGAAAAAGAACGAGUUACCUGAGGAUUUUCAGAGAAAAUACGAUACUUUUGCUCUAAUCACGAGAAGGUAACUGAGCGAACAAAUCUUUGUACAGCUAGUGUGAGCUAUGUUCUAAAGGAUAAGUACACCAAUAGGUAACUGAUACUACUACGAUGCCAUUAAUAUUGUCAAGAAAAGCAUUAAUCGCGAUACAGUAUUCAUAGAAGCAGGUAUGUAGAUCAUGAAGAGAUAAAGAAAAGUAUCUUUUCAAUAGCGACGAGGCAAGCUGUGAUAACUUCUUGAGAUUAACGAGUUCCUUUUUAGGAUUCCACGUCCCACUGAAACAAGGAUCAGAUGUGAUGUUCAUUGAAGAAAGGUAGCCGGUGGUAUCGGAGUUUCAUCUAGGCUCGUGGAGUGCGCACGGCACGCUGAAAUAGGUGUACCAUGGUGCGGCUCGAUGCUGAUCGCGGAGCUUGACCUGGAGAGGGGAGGAUGGCGAAGUGGUGGCAAUCGCUGUUUGGAAGGGGUUGGCGUUGUCGUUAGUGCCGUAAGUCGGCAUUCAAGAGCCUAGGACCACUUUAAAUGACUGUCAGAUCUAUCGGUUUGGAAUUCAACCCCCUUUUACAAGUCCACCGCUAAAUUCGUCGGAUGGUUCGGGCCAUUCGAAACUUUCAAACAACUAAUUUGUGGAUGAUUUUUCCAGCCUGGAUCCUCCGUAUUAAAGCAUCGGCGUGCAAUUAAGAAAUAGACUGCGACGCGACGAGGAGAGACAUUUGGCUACGCGAGGCGGAUACUUUUAAUGGAGGCCUCGAAAAACACUGUCGCGCUUCAAGCGGCAGCAGGCAUCGUUUGUCGCGGGAAAUUUAGUAUCAUUAUGUACUCUUCGAGCGGGACCAUCGUGCUGUAUUGUCGCCAGCGAAAUGCUUCUCUUCGCUUUCAAUUAUAAAGAAUAUCUCUGCGCUAUUCGAAGAGAAGCAUUCAGGAAGGUGGCGAGAAACACAAGAAGCGAAGGGGGUAGGCAGGCAGGCAGGCAGGCAGGCAGGGAAAGUAGGACGAGCAACAUCUUCGAGCCGUCUCCUCUGUUUCUCUUCCUUUCGAGGACGUAAUAGUCGGUUUUCGCGUGCUCGAAAUAAAAUGUUACUAAUAAUUCAGCUACACGAUGGAACCGUCGUUGGUCCCGUUAAUCGUCCACUUCCUGCGCUUACGUUCGUCCCUUGUAGACGAUUCAGGCUACAUCCCCCAUGGUUCCGAGGUUCCUCGACACGACACUGAUCGAGGGGUUGAAGCUGGAGGGGAUAGAGCAGCUGGGGUGGCUGGAGCUCGAAUGCGAGCUCGUGGGUACCUACACGCUGGGUCUGGGUUUGGCCGGGUCGCGGUGGCUCCUGCGCAGCGGUCCAACGAGACAGAGUCAGAAGCGGAGGACAGAGAGGCGGUAGCGGAGGCGCGGCGAGGCGAGGCGAGAGGCGACGAGUAAAAGCGAGGUAGCUGAUGUGCGAGGAAGCAAGGAAGCAAGCAAGCAGUGCGAGAAUAACCAACAUGACGAUCGAGAGGCGCGACUACCACCUGGACGAUACAACGACGCCUCCUUUGUGAUUCAGCUACCACCGGAACUGACCGGGGAUACCAAGCGUGCACGUUGUGCCAGCGGACGUUCACACGCGCCUCUCCAUCGGUUGCCAAGCCGGCUCGGCUAUCCUCGCAGCGGACGAGACCCUUCGUACCUAGGCCGGUCGUUCAACGUGGCCGAUCCUUGGACAUGUUACGGAGACGAGAGAGGAAUAUACAGGGAUCCUAUUCUAUUCGAGGCAGAGCAGCGCGUUUCGAAAUGAAUGAAUCGGACGAAACACAAAGGAGUAACGAGGCUUUUGUACCAACGGGCAAACGAGGCCACUUGCCUUUUUACUAAUCAAAUAUCCGUACUCCUUCAGUAAUUUUGAACAUAUGUAUGCAGGUAUGGAAUGAGGAAGAAGACAGGACGAACGAGAAAGAGAGAAGUUAAUUAAUUCUCAGUAUGGAAUGAUAAUAAUACUUCCACUUUAUAUUUGCUCUUUUUAUGAUUUCAAAUUAAGCUUCGCAUUUUUAUCGAUUCGUCUGGGACCUUGACCGGAUUACUCGGAUUAAUUUCCUGGGAAAUAAUAGAAACGCAUUUCAUACGAUGGUCACGACACAGUGAUACGUUUAUGAAGUCCGCUAUGACCGGAUUUUGUAGCGGUGUUUCGUGAUUGCGCAUUGAUUUUUCGGCGGGGUUUAUUUGAAGAACGACAGGGGUGGCUGUAAAUUCCGCUAGGGCCCUGGCCGACACACUGGCAAACAAUUUUCCCGGAUAAAUGCACGAUUCCUGAACGAAUAUUAAUCCUAUACAGGUGACAAGUGCACCGUAGCUCAGGUAAAUUUACCGAGUUACAUUUCACGAUGAAACAGCAUCGUGGAAGUCAAAUGAAAACGUUUUAUUUAUAAUUGAAACUCUGAUUUUUAUGCGUCACUUGUCGACGUCGUAGCAAACAGGAUGAUCAACAAUUUUUUCUUGUUCCUUGAAAUAUCUGAUAGGACGCUUGAAAGAAAAAAUGAAACAGCUACGUUGUAUGUACGUCAUCUCGUGUAGAACUUGGAUGCCAGAAAAUUGUUCCAUCCUGAUUAAAAUGUUCCUCGCCACUGGUCUCCUCUAUCUUUUUUUUCCACCGUAAAUCAUGGUACGCGGUUUGUAAGUAGGAGCAGGAAAAUUUGUGGAACCGUUGCUCGAGGCUUUAUGCGUUGCCCAGGAGAUGCCUCUAAUGGCGAGAUCCUACGAAUCUCAGAACUUAGCGAGGUCAUUGUACAACCCUUUCUAAGGCAGAGGCAUCGAGCCAGCGCGUUGCAAGUUAAAUAAAUUUGCCAAGAAAAUUAUAUAUCAGAAGUAAAGUCGGAUUGAUUCGACGACACGGUGACAAUCAACGGGACUCGGCCAAUCAAUCCUCCAUUCCAGUAUUUCUCGAGAUGAGAGGUACGGUGAUGGUGGUAGUACUUUGAUUACCCUCUGCGAGAAGAAAAGGAGCCCUGGCUAGUCGCCGCUGUCGAUGACACCCACAUUCACUCGGUUAACUAUAUCUACCGGGUAGCACACCGUGUUCGCGAUGCGUCCUCUGCAAGAGGUGGAGGCUGUGUGUCUUUGUGUGGUCGCAAUCACGAGGAGAGACGAGCACCGUUACACCGAUAUACAGAGGAGUAGGAUGACGACUACGAGGGGUGUAGGACGAGAUAGGGGACGAAGGGAGAGUAAAAGAAGUCGUAGAUUAAUCGGGGACGCCUAACAAUCGCGCGGUAUUCUUCGUUCACGUGCCCGUUCCCUGGCUCCGACUCUCUUUUCCGCACGAAAGGAUGAGGCCUCUGAAUUCGACGAGGCCGUGGGUACCGGCGAAACAGCCGGGAGAAGAGUGGAAAAGUGGAGAAUAGAGAAGAAAAAAGAAAAGGAGGAAAAGAGGAAGAAGGAGGAAAUAUAUAAUGGAGACUCCUGGCUCGAGCAUGGAUUGAAGCAGCAGCCACGCGAGUACGUGUGUUCCCGCUGACGCUCCUGCAAAAAGCUAAACGUCAGGGCUUUAGGUAUACCUAUACCACGGCUGGUUUCGUGAUGUAUGACGCGUGUACGGAAGCGGGAUACCAGACCGAUGGAGCGAGAUUACCAACGACAGAUAAGAUCCUGAUGAUGCCAGGUCGCGCCAGCCGCUCUUAUCCAGCUUCUGAUAGACAAGCCCCGGGGAAACUAGGAUUGAAAAAGAGGGGUUGAAAACCGAGUGGAAUCAACGGGGUGAUGAAUGUACCAUCGCAUAAAUUUCGGAAUCGACUGGAGAACAUGCUGAGCGGAUACUUUUGUUUAGAUUUCGAUCACGGACUCCAGCUUCUGCGGUUCGAUACGACCGAGGAUAAGAUAACAUUUAGCUUCCCCUAAGGAAGAACGUUGGGAAGAAUUUGGAUGAGAAACAGUCCAACGUCACCGUGGAACCGAUGGAAAGAAAAUUAGCAGCCAGAUAAAAUCCUGAUGAUGCCAGGUCGCGCCAGCUACGGUUUACUUACUCAGCUCUUGCUACAGGAAGAGAGGAUACGAUACUGGGCCAUGUUUGAUCAACCGAGAUUGCCUGUACUUUGACUGGCCAAUCGAUUAGUCCUCGGCGAUGAAAAACGAACCGUGGAUAAAUAAUGUAAGGCAGGCAGUAAAUAAUGUAACCGUGGAAACCGAUGUAAGGGUGCUCUGAGAUAGCGAACGUGUUUCGUUUAAAAUAACCAAGUGAACGGAGAAAGAGAAAAAGGAUGUUGGUAAUUUGAAAAGGUAAAAGAGCUAAGGCUGGGGAAGAAAUACAUGUAUUUUGUUAUCAAAAGGGAUAACGAUAUAAUCGGUCGAACCAAAGAAGCAUUGAAAUUUUGAUCCUCUUUGAUAUCGUUUCUCGUAUCGAGGAUGAAAAUUUUAUCUGGUUCUGGCUGCCGGUGCUGCUACCGCUGCUGGCGUUUUAUUUAUUUAAUGACCCAGGCCAUAGGAUGUAAUUAAAUACCUCGCUUUUGCUGCAGCAAAACGAGCCGGGCUUUCGGGCAAAUAUUAAUCAACCGAGGGGAUAUUUCGUUUGCCAACCAACUAAUGCACAAUUGAAAACCGUCCGUCGAAUAUAAUAUCGCAAAAUUGCGCGUUACCGUUUUAUUUAGAGGCCUCCGGUAAGUCCUUCGCCGUCGAGCUUUUCCACGGUCCAGAAAGUUUGAUUUUUGGCAACCGUCACCGCCAUCACGUACAACACUUAUUUCCUUCCCUUUUCAGUACCUCCUGGCACUUUUCCCUGCCAACGUCCAACUUGGUUCGAUCGCAUAUGUGCAGGUUCCUAUUCCGCCAAUAGGUAGACACAUUGCAUCUGUCUCGUAACACCCGAGGGGAUGUAUGGUCGAAUAGCAGGGAACGAGGAAUCUAUAGAAAUCGCUUGGUUGCAAUAAAAAAAUCCACGUGGUUGUUCGGUUUGCAAAACCAACAAGGGACACUGACCUCCUGUUUGCCUAUGUUCUCCCUGCUCUUUCAAGAGUACGCUUUAGGGUGAGGGGGCAUGUUGAUGUGUCGGCGGUUGCUGCUGAUCGCAGCCGCGAUCACGGCCUCGAUCGAGGCUGGCUCCGCUAGUUACCAUCCUGGAAUAUCCUCCGACUAUUCCGGAUAUCCUGGUUUCCCGGUCUAUCCGAGCCUGACGUCGUCCGAGUCCUCGUCGAGUGUGACCACCACGCCGACGACCAGCCUGGAGAAUGUCCCCGUCUGCAGGCCGUCCGAGUACCUGUGCGGCACCGGGAACUGCGUCGCUCAGGACAAGUACUGCGAUGGCGAAGAUGACUGCGGCGACAAGUCCGACGAGCCGAGAUACUGUAGCCCGUGCAAUAGAACCUUGUACGGUGACGUUGGCCGGACCUACAGGGUGGAAGUACGUCGGCCAAGGGAGGAUCGACUGCCGUUCUUGUGCCAUUUGAACUUCACCGCCGCUGGUUCUGAUCUAGGAGACCUAGUUCAGCUAACAUUCGACACGUUCACCGUCGGACGAUUCACGUCGUUCACGUCGGAGGGCUGUCCGGAUGGUUACAUGACCAUCCGUGAGGAGGGUCGUCCAGCGACCGGAGGGCAAUGGUGCGGUAGCGCGUGGGGAUACACUGUUUACUACAGCGAAACACCUUCCAUCAAUUUGACGCUGUAUUUGCUGCGACUGUCCGAGCAAGGUAUCGGCUACAAUUUCGACUUCAAAUUGUCGUACAAGUUCCUCAGACGUAGCGAGGCUCAUCUCAGAUACGGGAAUAGCAGCAUGUCCACGUGGCGAGGAGAGCUGGUGAACGGCACCUACUGCGACCGUGUGCUCACCAAAUGCGACAUCAGAGCCUGUCGACUUCAGUCGCCGAAUUAUCCCGGUGUUUAUCCCAGAAACGUAACCUGCUAUUACCGGGUGGAACAGAAUCGAGCACCGCCCGGACACAGGCCUUUGCUGGCUGUGAGUCAACGGAACAGUCAUAAAAUACACAUUAAAGAUCAGGUGGUAAAGUACGAUCGCAGUCAGAGGAUACUUAGAGUCUGGGAUGAAUGCAACGUGGUGCAAGAUUAUUUGACGGUGUACGAUGGUGGUUCGACCACCGACAAGGUGUUGGUUAGGCUUUGCGGAGGAGACGCCGUGCCGGAUAUCGUUAGCAGUCACAACACGAUGCUCCUAGAGUUUCACACGUCCCCCUACGACAAUCCUUUUCAUCCGGUUCCUCUGUCGUUUCUACCGGGCUUUGAGCUCGAGGUUCAGGUGCUCUUCGUGGACGAGAAAUCGAGAAGUUUCGUGAAGGAGAACAACAAUUGCGAUUUUUAUAUAUCCAGCGAAGAAAGUUUAUCAGGGGUCGUGGAGAAUCCUAAGCACUCCUUACCUCCAAACACGACCUGUCGCUAUCACUUCCAAGGCAAGCCGAACGAAAUCGUUUGGCUGUCCUUUGUCAAAUAUUAUGCUGCCACUGCUGACGCCGCCUCGAGCAUCGACGUUGCUUCGGACUGUAACGCGAAGCUUCUCAUAUGGGACGGUGAUCACACGAUAGAUAAAUUAGUUUCCAUGCGUAAGAAUAUUACUCUGAUGGGGCAAUUCUGCAAGGACGACACUCCUCGCUUAUGCGACCACAGCCUGCUGCGAAACGGAAGUCGUCACGCGAGGCCCUGCAGCCUCGCGGAGAGCUACGUAUCCAGCGGCAGGGAUCUAACCCUGGAACAUAUUCUACAUCAAGGAAGUGCACUUUAUCCAAUAAGCUUUGUACUGCGAUACGAGUUCGUGCACGAGUCGGCUUCGUGUAACCACGUGUUCGGUCCCGCGUCGACAUCAUCCACGUCUUCCACGUCCUCACUAUCCUCCUCCUCCUCCUCCUCCUCCUCACUCUCGUCGUCCGCCAAGUUAGGGAAAUUCGCGUCGCCGAAAAGUGUGUUCUUCUAUGGACGCGGUGGUGCGCAGAACGUUACCUGUGUGUAUCGUUUCGAGGCCGAGCCAGAUCACAGGAUAGAACUGUCUGUAACGAGAGCCUCGUUCGGAGAGAAAGGAUGUUCCUCGUACGUGGACCCGUUGGUGAAUAGGUGGACCUGCGACCGACGGGUCGCCGACGCCAUGAAGAUAGGCACCGCGGAACUGGUCGUCGCCGAGUAUCCCUGGCAAGGGGUUGAACUGGUCCGCGACUGUCUGUGUUCGAACGUCACCGAAAGGAUCCUGCUGAGGACUCUAACUUCCAACGUAGUUGAAGUUCGGUUCACGGUAACGUUGAUGAACGUCACCCAAGACUACAAGGACUUCUUCUUCGAGGGAGAGUACCGAUUCGUUCCGUUAAGCGCGGAGACCAGCGAGCAAGGAUGUUCCACGAAACUGGAGGAACGCCGUUUACGCGGGACCAGCGGUGAAAUAUCCCUUCGAAGUCCGCUUCCGCGAGUUCUUCCUGGCGUGGCCGCGGUCGAGGAGAUCCUUACCAACACGGAGGACUUGACCGCGACCCAGUGCGUGAACGAGCCGUGGCUGAUCGAGCCGGAAGACGCGAGGAUCAACUAUUUGUACUUGAGGACCACCGGGUACGGUAUCACUCUGGACAACGUUGAAGAAUGCACCACGUUGAAUCGCAUCGUCGUUUACUCGGCGGCUAACACGAGGGAUCGCAGCGUAAUUUGUCCGGAGGGUGGUGUCGACACCGCUAGAACGGUGGACUUCUUCUCCGGGGGAUGGAAUUACAGCGCUGUGAACGCCAGUGUGGCAAUGGCGCAACAUUCCAGGAGCUUCGUCGUGGAAUUUCUUCAAAGAGAGCCUGGUUUCUACGCUGUUACGUGGAUGGCCAUUUCCAAGAGAUCCCCUAGCCCAAGCGUCGGGCCAAACGUCUUCACGAUACUACCCCACGAAGAUUGCCCUUACAGAUGCCCGGAGAUCCAGGCUUGCAUCAGUUCAGUUUUAUGGUGCGACGGUAUUCGCCAUUGUCCUUCCGGCUUCGACGAAGAGGAGGCCAACUGUUCUUAUCGUUUCGGCGUGACGUUGCUUUACGUGGCCGUGGGCGCCGGGGCUCUAGGUAUAUUUUUGAUCCUUCUACUUGCUACCGGCUGCCUCAAGUACUGCCUGUACCGACACAAGGCUCGAAAGAAAAAAAAGAACGUCGCUCUGAACGUGAACCAUCUCCAUGUGAACCAUACUCAUCACAACAACGGUCUUACCGGAAGCCGGCUUAGCGGACGGUACAACCUCGCCACACCGCAGGAGAUGUAUCUGGAGAAUUACGGGAAGGAUAGUAUUUGUUGACAAUACGCCAUCAUCGCCAAUAUCGAGACCACCGUGUGAAUAUACAGGAUUUUUAAAUACGCCUACCUCGCUGGCCUCUUUAAUUCCCUUGCGAAGAGAAGAAAGAAAAGAAAAAGGAUACCAGACGACGAAUUCUGUCGACUGAAUGUUCCCGAAUUUGGUGGCGCGUGAAUGCGCGUGAAAAUAUGUACGCAAUAAUCGUAUUAAAUUCCGUAGACCAAUUUGAAGGCAUUUAACGGACGAGCGGGUACAGAGUUAUUCGAAUCUUCCGGCGAUGAUUUACCUUUUGUCGAGGCGUAAUUAACCGUGUAUAUCGAACAAAUGGUAAAUGAAAUCGAUGAAAAAUUCGAACGCUCGUGUAUAUGGUUCUCAUGAUAAAAACUGCGGUAUCAAGUAGCUCUAGGAGAACACGUCUUUUUUUUUUUAGGUUUAAAGCAACGCGUGAAAACGAGAAGCAUACAGAGCGUGAGAGAACUAUAUAGUAGAAACUAAGGGAAGAGAAGAAUGCGAGAUACGUACGAGUAUAUGCUUUUAAAACGAUGUAGGGAAAAAACUUGUAAUUUGCAUCGGGAGAGAAUUUUUUAUUACGGUCGGUUGCCGAACGAGUGCCACAAACGUCCACGACGAGAAACGACGCAGAACAGAAUUUGGCGAGGAGAAGAAGAUGAAGAAAGAAAACGGCGGUCCUAGUACAAACUCCUAUAAACGAUAUUACAUAAAUCGCAUGUGAACAUCGGGGGAAAAACGGAACUGAAAGAAAUGAAACACGCUGUGAUGUAUGUACUGGAAAAAGAGAGGAAAGAAAACACGCCAGAAGAAGAGAGGAAAACAUUUUUAAAAAGUCCAAAAAACAAAAAAAAAUUGAAGAGAAUUAUUUCGACCGAUAUUUAUCAGUUUUUUAAAUCCGUUUUACUCUAUAAUUUUAUAAUUAAUUGUUUAAACGAUAUUCAUAUGCAAUUUAUUCUAAGGAUCACGACCAAAAUCAACCAACGCAUUAUCACGAAAUCCUUCCGAAUCGUUUUUAUUAAACUGAUCGGUGUAAUCUGCGUCGAUCCGUCGAUAAUUCCAUCGUUUUUUCUAAGAAAUACGGAGCCACCAUUUAUGCGUUAACGUAAGAGUGUAGCGAUGCCCUCGAGAAACGCUCGAUGCAGUUCCUUUCGGAUCAAUUGAUUUUCAAAAGUUCAUCGAUCGCAGCGAUGUCGGGUCAGCCUAUACUCCUGCGUUAACUCGCGAGAACGUAAACCUAUCCAGAUUUCAUAAGUACAUUAACGAAGAUGAUAUAACAUAUAGUUAAAUCACACAUGUAACCCUAGGUUUGAUAUCGAUGCGCGAGGCUUGACUGGGAAUGUAGAGAUCGAUGUAUAGUUGAUUAUCAGUUUAAACGAAUGCGAAAAGAAACGAAGAAGAGAAGACGGGAACGACAACGCAUACAUUGUAACCCUAUUACGAAAGUGUUAAAUUACUAAAAAAAAAAAAAAAGAAAAAAAGCCAUCAUUUCACGUACGCACACACGGAGCCACGUAUGCAGAGAGAGUAUUACCUACAUACAUACAUACAUACCAUGUACACACACGUAUGGUAAAAAAAAAAGCGCGUAUAACUUACGUCUGUAUGCUGUGAUAGAAGUAAGCGUAUCAACAAUCGGAAAUAAAU
Molecule: messenger RNA, 11248 nt
Organism: Osmia bicornis bicornis
Lineage: Eukaryota; Metazoa; Arthropoda; Insecta; Hymenoptera; Megachilidae
Exons: 24
Coding region: 6380-9595 (1071 amino acids)
Cellular component (GO): plasma membrane
Molecular function (GO): protein binding
Source: RefSeq, a predicted model, not a curated record